Cynocephalus volans (Philippine flying lemur) is the source of this 2155-nucleotide messenger RNA. RefSeq names its product cell division cycle 14A (gene CDC14A). NCBI's taxonomy places the organism in Eukaryota, Metazoa, Chordata, Mammalia, Dermoptera, Cynocephalidae. Gene Ontology annotation, molecular function: protein tyrosine/serine/threonine phosphatase activity; protein serine/threonine phosphatase activity; protein tyrosine phosphatase activity. Bases 30 to 1811 code for a protein of 593 amino acids. Gene Ontology annotation, biological process: positive regulation of cytokinesis; protein dephosphorylation; cilium assembly. Gene Ontology annotation, cellular component: spindle pole; mitotic spindle; centrosome. The transcript is spliced from 16 exons. The record is from RefSeq and is a predicted model, not a curated record.
AGCCCUCCCCCUUGCGUAUCUCGCUUAAGAUGGCAGCGGAGUCAGGGGAACUAAUCGGGGCUUGUGAGUUCAUGAAAGAUCGGUUAUAUUUUGCUACUUUAAGGAAUAGACCAAAAAGCACAGUAAAUACCCACUAUUUCUCCAUCGAUGAGGAGCUGGUCUAUGAAAAUUUCUAUGCAGAUUUUGGACCUCUGAAUUUGGCAAUGGUGUACAGAUACUGCUGUAAACUAAACAAGAAACUAAAAUCAUACAGUUUAUCAAGAAAGAAAAUAGUGCACUACACCUGCUUCGACCAACGAAAAAGAGCGAAUGCAGCAUUUUUGAUAGGUGCUUAUGCCGUGAUCUAUUUAAAGAAGACACCGGAAGAAGCCUACAGAGCACUCCUGUCUGGCUCAGCACCCCCCUAUCUUCCAUUCAGGGAUGCUUCCUUUGGAAACUGCACUUACAAUCUCACCAUCCUCGACUGUUUGCAGGGAAUCAGAAAGGGAUUACAACAUGGAUUUUUUGACUUUGAAACAUUUGAUGUGGAUGAAUAUGAACACUAUGAGCGAGUUGAAAAUGGUGACUUCAACUGGAUUGUUCCAGGAAAAUUUUUAGCAUUUAGUGGACCACAUCCUAAAAGCAAAAUUGAAAAUGGUUACCCUCUUCACGCCCCUGAAGCCUACUUUCCUUAUUUCAAAAAGCAUAACGUGACUGCAAUCGUGAGGCUGAACAAAAAGAUUUACGAGGCAAAGCGCUUCACAGACGCUGGCUUCGAGCACUACGACCUGUUCUUCAUAGACGGGAGCACGCCCAGCGACAACAUCCUGCGAAGGUUCCUGAACAUCUGUGAGAACACCGAAGGGGCCAUCGCGGUUCACUGCAAAGCUGGUCUUGGAAGAACAGGGACAUUGAUAGCCUGUUAUGUAAUGAAACACUACAGGUUUACACAUGCUGAAAUAAUUGCUUGGAUCAGAAUAUGCCGGCCAGGCUCCAUUAUAGGACCCCAACAACACUUCCUGGAAGAAAAACAAGCCUCAUUGUGGGUCCAAGGAGACAUUUUCCGAUCGAAACUGAAAAAUAGACCAUCCAGUGAAGGAAGUAUUAAUAAAAUUCUUUCUAGCUUGGAUGAUAUAUCUAUUGGUGGAAACUUAUCUAAAAUACAAAGUGUGGAAAGAUUUGCAGAGAAUAAUUUAGAAGAGGAUGAAGAUGUGGAAAUGAAAAAUUGUAUAACCCAGGGAGACAAACUACGUGCCUUAAAAAGUCAGAGACAGCCACGCACCUCACCAUCCUGUGCAUUUAGGUCAGAUGAUUUGAAAGGGCACCCAAGAUCAGUGUCCCAGCCUUUCAGAUUAAGUACUUCCCCACAAGGAUCUACCCCUGCUUUGAAGACCUCAAAAGUGGCUUUGUCCCCUUCAGCAAUGGCCAAGAAAAUAAACAGAGGUUCCUUGUCCUCGUGCGCCAGUGUAAGAAGCUUUUCCAUAAACUCCCGGCUAGCCAGUUCUCUAGGGAACUUGAAUGCUGCCCCUGAUGACCCAGAGAACAAAAAGACCUCCUCAUCCUCUAAGGCAGGUGUCCCAGCCAGCCCGUUCACCAACCUCCUGAAUGGCAGCUCCCAGCCGACCACCAGAAAUUACCCUGAGCUCAACAACAACCAGUACAACAGAAGCAGCAGUGGGGGCAACCUGAACAGCCAGCCGGCCCCCCAAAGCGCCAAGGCAGAGGAGCGUGCCACCGUCCUGCGACCCUCCUGUCCGGGGCUUUCUUCUUCUUCAGCGAGAUUCCUGAGCCGUUCUAUCCCCUCCCUUCAGUCUGAAUAUGUUCAUGACUAAGGCCUUGCCACUCCGGUGAAAGCUGUUCCACCCUUAGACACAGUUUCUUCGUCUGGAUGAGCAGUGUAGAGGGAAAGCAACUGCUUGCUGGAAGAAUGUCUCUGCCUUCUUACCUUAAAUUACAGAGAGCACUAAGAUAACACCUUCAAGAGGCUUGAAACCAGAAAACUGGUUAAUGACUUCUAUAAAUGCACUGAAACUGUGUUUAUGGAUAUUUUACCACUUUUAAGGACAGUUUUAAUGUUGAGUUUGGUAUUUUGAAAGGUUAUUUUUAAUGUAUUUCAGUAAUACAAUUGUUAUUACAUUUACAUGUACAGUGUUAACAUUACGUAUGUAUUGUGAAC